Messenger RNA from Botrytis sinoallii, 600 nucleotides. RefSeq lists its product as uncharacterized. Lineage: Eukaryota; Fungi; Ascomycota; Leotiomycetes; Helotiales; Sclerotiniaceae. Bases 1 to 600 code for a protein of 199 amino acids. The transcript is spliced from 2 exons. The record is from RefSeq and is a predicted model, not a curated record.
AUGGUUGCUCAAUUCAUUCCUUGUGUUCAAACCCAAGAGAUCUGGCCAUUGACAGCUAUAAAGUCCAUGAAAGAUGAGUUAGAGUCGUCAAAACAAUUAUCUUGGUGUCUUCUUGAAGAGCCUCCGUGGGCCCUUUUUCACGACCCUCAAGGCCUGUAUAUCCAGAAAGUUCUUCAGUCCUUCAAAUUUAAGGACUCAACCUUGGAAUCCUAUUGCAUUGAUAUCUUGAAUUCUUUCAUCAUAUUGAGCAAGGAACACGACCAUCUUUAUCCGAGGGUCAGGGAAAGAAUUAUUCAAUGCUUGAAAGCUGGUAUGAAACUCAAUCAAGCGAGAAUGGAAGGUCCACAGUUCUUGCUGAGCAGAAAAUUGUUGAUGCUCGACCCUGGAUACCAGAGAUUUUUCCCCGGUGAAGCCAUACCGGACGGACUUAUCGAAACUCUUGCGAUGAUGUAUGAAGCUGAUGACUUGCGCGAAACGAAGGAGCACUUAUUCAACUACCACACAAUUACAUGGGAAACGGUAGAUGAUUACAUACUUAUUAAUCUGCUACCAGACGAGACCCAGGCUAUCUUGCGCAACGGUCUUGAACUUUUUGAUUAA